Staurois parvus is the source of this 291-nucleotide messenger RNA. Lineage: Eukaryota; Metazoa; Chordata; Amphibia; Anura; Ranidae. The record is from the annotation of a GenBank genome assembly.
GGGGACCUGGUUCGAGCUUUCCACGCCGCCUUUCGGAAUUCUCCGGUCAACUCCAAAAACCAGUUAGUGAAAGAACGAACCCAGGCAGUUGUACUGAAAGUCCUGACAUCAUUUAAAAGUAAUGAAAUUGAGCAAGCAGUAAAAACACUGGAUCGAAAUGGGAUUGACCUGCUUAUGAAAUACAUCUACAAGGGGUUUGAAAAGCCUACAGAGAACAGCAGUGCUAUAUUGCUACAGUGGCAUGAAAAGGUAUGUAAGUAUGAAGACAGGCUAGAAAACCUGAAAAGCUAG